AAAACAGCUGUCAUCAGGUUAAACUCAAUUAAACUCUUAAAAGACACAGUACAAAGUUUAUUUUAAUAAAUACCAUGCAGUAAUAUAGAUAAAAAUUCAUUUUUCGAUGCAGAUAAGGUCAUUCUGAUAAAAGUGCGAAAAGCUAUAAAUAUUUUUUAAACACACUGACUACCAAAAAAAACCUAAAAAAGUAAUGUUACUACCACGAACAGUACUGUUAAAUUUGCGGAGAAAGUUCAGUGAUUCGAGUGGUCAGUUGACAGUGGCAUCGCUGUGCAAUGAGGAAAAUCAGAUAAAAUGUUUGGAAAAUAUGAUAUCUGCAUCGAAAAAAACGACAAUAAAACUGCAUCCGUCAACAAAAUUAGCUUCGGUGCUGAUUCCAAUUGUGAAUUGCGAUAAACCACACGAUGAACCCUCAUUACUGUACACAUUGCGGUCACAUAAAAUGCGAAAACACGUAAACCAAGUGUCAUUUCCAGGUGGCAUUUUGGAAGAACACGAUCAAUCCCAUAUCGACUGUGCAUUGCGAGAAACAGAAGAAGAAAUCGGAAUUAAGCGUGACCAAGUAUUUGUAUGGGGCGAAACGCAUUUGGUGCAUUUACGAAAUGCUCCAGCAAUAAUGCCAGUUAUUGGAAUGGUGAAUAAUUAUAAUAGUGACCAAUUGAAAUUAAAUGAACAGGAGGUGGACAAAGUGUUUACGGUGCCAAUAUCCGUUUUGAUGGCACAAAAACGACACACACAAUUUCGUCUGGUUCCGCGGAAUGUUCGCAAUAUCAGCGAUAUUACAACAAUAUCAGCCGCAUAUAGCAUACCGGUAUUUACAAUUAGCGAAAAAUCGAGUUCGGAAGAAUCACUGCCAAGAAUCUGGGGGAUCACAGCGAUAUUAACUCAUCUAUUUUUGCAAUCACUUUUACCCGCACAAAUAUACGACAGACAAAUUCCAUUUAUAAAAAAAUACAAAUGAACAAUGUAAUGUGAAUACAUAUUUUCGACGUUAAAUUAAUUAAUUGAAGAAGAAGAAAAAAUGCACAAAAUAGUUUAAAUGAAUUUUGUAGUAAAAUAGUUUUAAUGAGAUUUAUCAAAUGUUAAAAAUGUUUACCUUUCCAAAUCGACCUCUUUUUGAUAACAUGUUAUUUGUUUAUAAAUUUUUUCAUGGGAGAUUUUGCUGUGACUCUAUUUAUAAAAUAGUUCAGUUGAAAUAAAACACACGAUACGCGUUCUGAAGCUUCUAUGUUUUAUUUUAUUUUCCAAAUGUUUAAAUAACGAAUUAAACGAA
Molecule: messenger RNA, 1276 nt
Organism: Contarinia nasturtii (swede midge)
Lineage: Eukaryota; Metazoa; Arthropoda; Insecta; Diptera; Cecidomyiidae
Product: nucleoside diphosphate-linked moiety X motif 8
Exons: 2
Coding region: 194-964 (256 amino acids)
Molecular function (GO): coenzyme A diphosphatase activity
Source: RefSeq, a predicted model, not a curated record